AUGCUUGCAUGUAGAUGCUCGGCAGACACCAUCAACGAGUAUUUAAGAUUGGGUGAAUCUACAACCCUUAAAUGUUUGCGCAAGUUUUGUUCCGUUAUUGAAGCCGUGUGUGGCCAGUGGUACCUCCGUCUCCAAAAUCCGGCCGACCUUUACAGGCUUUUGCAUAUGGCUAGUCGCAGAUUAUUUCCAAGCAUGUUAGGCAGUCUUGACUGCAUGCAUUGGGAAUGGGACAACUACCCCAUUGCUUGGGCAUGCCAGUUUACCGGCUACCAGCAUAAGCCAACUAUCGUUCUAAAGGCAGUGGCCUCGUAUGACACUUGGAUGUGGCAUGCCUUUUUUGGAGUCGUCGGAUCGAACAAUGAUAUCAACGUCCUCGCUCAUUUCCCUUUGUUCAAUGAUGUAGUCAAUGGAGUUUCUCCCCAUAUCCAAUAUAUUGUUAAUAGAAAUGAAUACAAUCUGGGUUAUUACUUGGCUGAUGGUAUCUACCCUAGUUGGGCUACAUUGGUUAAUACGAUUUCCCAACUGCAUACUCCAAAAAAGUACUAUUUGUCCAAAAACAAGAGGCUUAUAAGAAGGAUGUCGAAAGCCUUCAGAAUACUUCAGGCUCAAUGGGAAAUUGUUAGGGGACCUGCAUGUAUGUGGCGUAAAGAAUAA
Messenger RNA from Prunus armeniaca (apricot), 654 nucleotides. The record is from the annotation of a GenBank genome assembly. NCBI's taxonomy places the organism in Eukaryota, Viridiplantae, Streptophyta, Magnoliopsida, Rosales, Rosaceae.